AUGAGUGGAAGCAGCUCCCCUGACUAUAAAGCACUUUUUCUCAAGGCAGAGGAGAGAAGGAAGUGGGCAGAAGAACGCCAAAAACAGGCAGAAGACAGGGAGAAGCAGGCAGAGGAGGAGAGGAAGCUCGCGGAGGAACUCCAGAGGCAGGAAGCCGAGCUGAGAAAGCAAGCAGAGGAACGGGAGUGGCAAGAGAGGGAACGCAACCGACCGACGACUUUUCCAGAGUUUAUCCGAUAUUGCCAUGAUCUUCUUUGGAGGCCCCUACGAGCGCAAACACCGUCUCGCUCCACGACGGGCAAAAUCCCUUCUCCCACCGGAAAACACUGUCCUUUACGACUCCUCCCGUGGACCGACUGUGAAGCUAAACAACAGGAAAUCUACGAUUCUGUUUGCCGCUACCUUCAACCGACACAAGAGGACGCGCGACAGUUAUUCACGCCACUAGUUGCAUUGGAAGAUCAUGGUCGUCGAUUUGCGCGUCGACCGAUUAGCAGUGAACAGGACCUCGAGACCUAUGAGCGACUUGCCGUUGAAGACCAUGUGCACGAUAUCGUCGCGGAGUUAUGCAAAAUACCAGGUGCUCGUGAGGAGUUUUGUUUAGGUAGCGGAGUGUGGUUCGACAAUCACGCCAACGCCCUGGACGGGGAUGAUGGAAUUGAUGCUAGCCAGCCAUCAACGACAAACCCUUCGAAGCCGGAUCAAUUCUGCAUUCACCGGGUGGACGGGACUACGAGUACCUUGCUCACUACAGUCGAAUACAAACCACCCCAUAAGCUCUCCGUGGCGAUUUUGCGUGAGGGACUUCGGCCGAUGGACUUUUGGCACGAAAUUGUAGAACGGGAUACUGUUCCGACUGAAGAACCGCAAAAGUCAAGAUAUAACGCCGCUCGGCUGGCCGGGUCCGCCAUUGUUCAAGAGUUCCACGUGAUGAUUCAAGAGGGUCUCACGUAUUCAUAUUUAACGAACGGCCUAAUGGACGUCCAGCUCUGGGUGCCCUACGACGACCCAACCACCCUCUAUUACCAUCUGGGUGACCCCAGUAUGUGUGGAAGACCUGGAUCUCCCAUGACUCGAAUUGAGAGAACUCUAUGCCUUUGUUUGAUGAGUUUUCGCACUCCUCUUCGUGAUCAGGCCUGGCGGAAUGCCGCCGAAGACGAGCUACCGAAAUGGCGCACGAGUUUUGAUAGCGAGCGUUCCCAUAUCCCAUCGACAGCAUUACCACAGAACCCGAACGUAGACUAUGCUACCUCUGAAUAUAGUAGCCCGGAGCAAACUACAUCCGAGUACCUACCUUCAUUGUCUCCUACAGGGUCUCCUGUCACCAAAGGUCGUCGAGUACUUACACGAGCGGGCUCUGGCUGCGCGCCAUUAACCCAACAAAAUGUCCGAGAGGAUUCUCCUGAUUCUGAGGUAGACCGCACCGCAUCUGUGGGACGGAAGCGGGGGUUCAGCCAGGUCACAUCGUCCCCUACAACCAAACAAUCUGCACUUCAGACAAGUCCCCAAGGGAACCAAAGCGGGCAAUCUCGUACACUUGUUGCUCGAUAUUGCACACAAAAGUGCCUUGUCGGAUUACAGCAGGGCGGUAUGCUAGAUCAAGACUGUCCAAAUACGGAGCUGCAUAUGCUUAGCGGAAAUAAGGACCGCCACCCAAUCAGUGCAGCUGACCUUGUGAUAAAACUUAAGGAGCAGCUCGAUCAGGAUCUGGAUCAUAACUGCACUCCAAUAGGCUCUUGUGGUUCAUACGGUGCACCAUUCAUGAUUACUUGUGCCACUUUUGGAUACACUGUUGUUGGGAAAGGGACGACUUCGAGGCUCUGGGCGGAGGUGUCACGCGAAGCAGAGGUCUACCGAGUUCUCCAGCGUGCCCAAGGAUCGGCAGUUCCAGUCUUUCUCGGUGCUAUCAAUUUGGCCCAAAUCUACUUUCUUCACGGCGCGGGGAAAAUCCGUCAUAUGCUACUGAUGGGCUGGGGUGGUAUAAGCGUGAGCCAUAUGACUCGCGACAAAGCCAUUCAGCGUGCGAUUUCUCGGUCGGUGAAGGAGAUCCGCUCUUUAGGAAUUUGUCAUCAGGAUCUUCGCCCGGAAAAUAUUUUAUGGAAUGCUGAGCUCAAACGAGCCUUGAUUAUUGAUUUCCAUCGGAGCACACUGGAGCGCCGGCCGAAGCACAAGCGACCAGUCCUUCUCAAACGACUACAAUGUGGUUCUGAAGAACGUGAAUCAAAAAGAUUGCGUGUCGGGUAA
Molecule: messenger RNA, 2244 nt
Organism: Aspergillus uvarum CBS 121591
Lineage: Eukaryota; Fungi; Ascomycota; Eurotiomycetes; Eurotiales; Aspergillaceae
Exons: 1
Coding region: 1-2244 (747 amino acids)
Source: RefSeq, a predicted model, not a curated record